AUUUUUAUUUUUUUUUGAAACUCACUCUAAACAUUUUUGUUCAAUAUUUGAGACCAAUACCCAGAAAAAAAAAGCUAGUCAAGUUUGUGAGUCUUGAAAUUAAUGUCCGAUCUCCGUUAAAUUGAGUUGGAUGCUCGAUUGCCAAUUAUUGAUAUUUUAUUUUCGAAUUCAAACGCAAAAUGUUGGAGUAUCCAUGGGGAACGCGGUUGAUUCCGACGUCGUAUCUGCUAUUACCUCAGUGGCCCAAACCUCAUAACGAUGAAGCUCUCCUUGCCAUGGAGGAAUCUGCUUUCGAAGAUAAGUGUAACGAAAUCAGGAAGAUGAAUAGCAACAUUGUUGUGAUUGGAAAGACGACAGUUGAUAAUGAUAAAGAAGACUUGGACAAUGACCCAGAUGAUGAUGAUGCUGAUAAUGUAGAAGAGUCUGAGGGUGAGGAGUUUGAACAGGAAACUGGUUGAUUGCCUUUUGGUACUUGGUUCUUUUCUGGUGAUGCUGAAUAGAGUCAGACAAGAUGUACGCGUGAAUGACUGAAUCUGUUCUAUAUCUGCAGUUAUAAUUUUCGAUUGGCUGUCUCAUUCUGCUUUACAUAAAGAUACUACACUGUAUGGAAUUACUAAAAUGUUUUCUCUGUGAUAAUCAGAGAGCUCUGUUCAAUAUAUUUUGGUGCAAAAGUUGACAUA
Messenger RNA from Daucus carota subsp. sativus, 680 nucleotides. RefSeq lists its product as uncharacterized. Bases 180 to 458 code for a protein of 92 amino acids. Gene Ontology annotation, biological process: regulation of mitotic cell cycle spindle assembly checkpoint. Gene Ontology annotation, cellular component: anaphase-promoting complex. Lineage: Eukaryota; Viridiplantae; Streptophyta; Magnoliopsida; Apiales; Apiaceae. The record is from RefSeq and is a predicted model, not a curated record. The transcript is spliced from 2 exons.